Elaeis guineensis (African oil palm) is the source of this 2231-nucleotide messenger RNA. Its product is annotated as FCS-Like Zinc finger 10. The record is from RefSeq and is a predicted model, not a curated record. NCBI's taxonomy places the organism in Eukaryota, Viridiplantae, Streptophyta, Magnoliopsida, Arecales, Arecaceae.
CAUUCAUGGAGUUCUUUUCUGAUGUUUAAAUUUAUUACAUCAUGUUGGUUUCUUUCGUUGUCCCUUGUUAAAUAUAAGUCAUCAUCUAAACAUACCUCUACAUAUGCGAUCGUUGGUGACCGAAUCUUUAUAUCGACUUACUCUUCUAUAUCAUGUUUAUGUGGACAGUCUCAAUUCGUAAUCUUUAUCUGAAUCUUUUGUUCCCUAGGUGGGAGGAGGGAAGGAACUUCGAGAAAAUGCUGAGGAAGAGGAGCAGGCCAGUGCAGAGCGAGCAAAGCAAAGGCCUCCUGAUGCCUGAUUCAGCCUCGGACUCCAGCUUCUCCGCCAAUGGUGCGGUGCAAAAGGCCAGGAGCGCCUCCUUCUUCAGUGUCCCUGGCCUCUUUGUGGGGUUGAGCACCAAGGUCUUGCCAGAUUCUGAGUCAGCCAAGAGCCCGACCUCUCCCUUGGACUCCAAGGUCUUUUCCAAUCGGGGCAGCUCCUUUGUUAGGUCCCCAAGAUCACCAGGUCCUGAGGGGCAGCCAAGGAGCUGGCACUGCAGCAAGGUGGGCCUUGGUCUGGUGGAUUCUCUAAACGACGAGUCCAAGGCUGGUGGGAAGGUGCUGGGGUUCUCUGAGAGCAGCAGCAUAUUACUUGGGUCACGGAUGAGGAUUAAUAUCCCGACCCCCAAAACCCUCCUGGAUGGUGGCAUCAGAGACGAGCUUCUAGGAGCAGUUACUCCCAAAUCUCUCCCUGAGAACGUCGGGACUUGCACAAAACCUGGCAUUGGAUUGCCUUCCUCUCGAUUUUGCUGCUCGAAACUGGCCAUAGGAUCCAAAGGAGCUGAAUUAGAGCCCGGGGAAUUUGGAAAAAUUCGAUGUUGGUCAAUCGAUAUCGGUAGCUCAUCACUUCGGCCGACUCUUUUUAUGUACCAUAAUCGCAGGUCCGGUUCUGAAAUUUUCCCAUCCGAUUCGAAGAACUCUAAAUUGGAUUCUCCUGCAUUAGUUCGAAAAGCCACCAAUUUUGACAACUUUUCGGGGUCUCUCCCGAUGUCCUUUGGCUCAUCUCGUGGAUUCAUGGCUUCUCUGUCGGCGAGUGAGAUCGAGCUGUCGGAGGACUAUACCUGCAUUAUUUCACAUGGUCCUAACCCUAAGACAACUCAUAUUUUUGGGGAUUGCAUUCUUGAAAGCCACAGAAUUCCGUCACCAGAUUCUAUGAAUAAGCUUGGAAAAGAAGGGGGAGGCUCUUCCUGGCUGGUUGAGUGCCCUGAGGAUUCACCACCCUGCGCCUCCAAUGAUUUUUUGAGCAACUGUUUCUCCUGCAAGAAGAAAUUAGAGGGGAAAGACAUCUUCAUGUACAGAGGUGAGAAAGCAUUCUGUAGCUGUGAUUGUCGUAAUAAGGAAAUUUUGAUCGAAGAGGAAAUGGAGAAGCCGGCGACUGAUUCUUCCGAUUCUCCUUGUUCAUCCUUCCAUGAGGAGAUAUUCAUGGCUGGGAUGGCUGUGGCCUCAUAGGCUGGAGGAUUGAUUGAUGAGUCCCAACCCAUCGAUCUGUGAGUGAUGAGAUUCCAAGGUAAACAAUUUUACUGAAUGUUUUGUGUGGGGGUCUUGGUGGCCAUGGGUGAUCACUAUGUACAUUCAUCUGUUUGCUGAUUUUGUUUCAGCCCUCAUGGUGAUGCUGGUGGGUUGUGGCUGGAAAUUGCCGUCUUUUUUCUUUUCCCCUUCUAUUGCCAGAUAUCAGCAUUAAUGGAUAAACUUUGCAUUCUCUUAUAAUUUUGAUCACUAUUAAAUCAUGGCACCAAUAAUAGGCUACCAGUUUUAUGAUAACUACCAAUUCAAAAUGGAAGGGCAGUUUUUUCUGAUCACUACCAGAAAACUCCCGUAUAACUUCAAACUCCCUUAAGAAAAGACUUACGUUUCUUUCAAAAAAUUCUGGAGAACUCAUCAAAAGACUUAGAUAGUGGAAGGGGUAUUUGGGCUUGUGAUCUAGAGGGUGUUUUCCCAUCUGGGUGAUUGAUUACACUCCUGACCACCAGGGACACCAAGAAUUUGUGAUUCAAUUUUUCUAUCAAAAAUAAAGGAAUUUCUGCGCUUCAAGAUGUAAUUCUAAUCUUUAUUUGUUUACAAUCACAAAGGGUGGUAGCCACUGCACGGGCUCCCCAUUUUUCCCCUUCUCUUCCUUCCCUUGCAGCAGUUAAUGUAUAAUCUUCAUGAACUUUAUAAGUUAAUGAAUAUGAGCCUAUCUUAUAUAAUUUAUUU